This is a messenger RNA of Penicillium canariense, 519 nucleotides long. Its product is annotated as translocation channel protein TIM22. Gene Ontology annotation, molecular function: transmembrane protein transporter activity. Bases 1 to 519 code for a protein of 172 amino acids. The record is from RefSeq and is a predicted model, not a curated record. The transcript is spliced from 3 exons. Gene Ontology annotation, cellular component: TIM22 mitochondrial import inner membrane insertion complex. Gene Ontology annotation, biological process: protein insertion into mitochondrial inner membrane. NCBI's taxonomy places the organism in Eukaryota, Fungi, Ascomycota, Eurotiomycetes, Eurotiales, Aspergillaceae.
AUGAGCAUCCCAGGCAUGACACCGGGGAUGGGAGGGAACACCCAGACGGCCGGCAUGAGCGAGCAAGAACAGGCGAUGGUCAAGAUGAUGCAAGCUGGUAUGGAAUCAUGCCCCGUGAAGACUGUCAUCUCCGGUACGAUGGGGUUCGCCCUCGGUGGUGCAUUCGGUCUAUUCAUGGCCAGUAUGUCCUACGACUCUCCUCUCACACCACAAGGCCGCGAAAUCUCUCACCUCCCCUGGCGCGACCAAGUCCGCCGUGGCUUCAAAGACAUGGGCGCGCGCUCCUGGUCGUCCGCGAGGAACUUCGGCAUUGUCGGCGCACUCUACUCCGGAACCGAAUGCUGCAUCGAGGGUCUCCGCGCGAAGAACGACCUGACCAACAGUGUCGCGGCGGGUUGUCUGACCGGCGGCAUCCUAGGCGCUAAGGCUGGUCCGCAGGCGGCUGCUUUUGGCUGCGCUGGCUUUGCUGCGUUUAGUGCUGCUAUCGAUGCUUACAUGAGGAUGCCGUCUGAGGAGUAG